UUGGCAAAGAAACUUCUCCACUCCAAAAAGGAAACAAAAGAAAAAUCAAACAAGCAAAGAGAAUAAUUCAAUCUCUCUUGAUCCAUUUAACCUCAUUUUCUUCUGUUUCUGUAUCUCUUCUCUUCCUCUCUCAUUUCAGAAUUCCUAACUUGCUCACUAUUUCUCUUUCUUUCUUAAUCAUUCUAGCAGGAUGGGCAUGAUUCAUCUUUUUCUUCUAGUUUCUCUAGCUUUCUCAGAUUAUGGUUUUCUGCAGAGAGCUAAAUCUCUUGGCAUCAACUAUGGGCAGGUGGGCAACGAUUUGCCACCGCCAGAUGAAGUUAUCGAACUCUUAACCUCACUCAAAGUCUCCAAAGCAAGAAUCUAUGACACAAAUCCUCAAGUUCUAACAGCAUUUGCCAACUCUAAAAUUGAGCUCAUUGUCACUGUACAAAACGAAAUGCUACCUCUUCUGAUCGACCCUCAACAAGCCCUUCAAUGGGUUACUACCCAAAUCAAACCAUAUUAUCCGACCACAAAAUUCACCGGAAUCGCUGUAGGAAAUGAGGUCUUCACCGACGACGACACAACAUUAUUAUCAUAUCUAGUUCAAGCCACAGUCAGCAUUCAUGGGGCACUGAUUCAAUUAGGGCUAGAUAAUAUUCAAGUCUCAACACCAAAUUCUUUAGCUGUUCUUGCUCAAUCAUUCCCUCCUUCAGCAGGCAGUUUCAAAAGUGAGGUCUCAGGGAUCAUGUCCCAAUUCUUGCAAUUUUUGUCAAGCACAAAGGCACCAUUUUGGAUCAAUGCAUAUCCAUAUUUUGCUUACAAGGAUGAUCCUGACGGGGUUCCAUUAGAUUAUGUUCUUUUUAACCCUAAUUCAGGCAUGAUUGAUCCCUACACAAAGCUGCACUAUGACAAUAUGCUGUAUGCUCAAGUAGAUGCUCUUAUUUUUGCAAUGGCUAGAUUGGGUUACAAUGGAAUUGAGGUUAGGGUUUCUGAGACUGGGUGGCCAUCUAAAGGGGACCCAAAUGAAGUUGGUGCAACCAUUGAAAAUGCAGCAGUUUACAACAGAAAUUUGCUGAGAAGGCAAUUGGAAAAUGAAGGGACACCGUUGAGGCCUAAUCUGAGACUGGAAAUUUAUUUAUUUGCUUUAUUCAAUGAAGAUAUGAAGCCUGGACCAACUUCAGAGAGAAACUAUGGUCUCUAUCAACCUGAUUGUACAAUGGCUUACAAUGUGGGGCUCUCUGCCCUUUCAAGCUCAUCAUCAACAUCAUCAGCUUCCAUUUCUCUCACUUCCUCUGCCACUAAGGCUUCAAGCAAGGGAUAUGAUCAAAGCUUGGUGUACUGGACGUUUGUGUAUUUGCUGAUCUUCCAAGUUUUUUUGAGAAGACCAUUAUAAGGAAUUGGAGUCCAAAUGUACAUAUUCAGAUUUACAUACAUUGCAUUUUGGUAAUUGAGAAACAUAGGGGUCAAUUUUUAAUUUCCCAUUUUGUAGUUUCCAACCAUCAGAAAUUACACUAGAGAGGCACCCCAUAACUAGACCAAAGGAAUUUGCACCAAGUUAGAUAACCCCAUGUAUUUGUAUAUAUUUCUUGAAAAAGUUUUGACAAUUGCUUAUGAAUCACCUCAUCUCCUUCC
Manihot esculenta (cassava) is the source of this 1614-nucleotide messenger RNA. Its product is annotated as glucan endo-1,3-beta-glucosidase 11. The transcript has 3 exons. Gene Ontology annotation, cellular component: plasma membrane. The record is from RefSeq and is a predicted model, not a curated record. Gene Ontology annotation, molecular function: hydrolase activity, hydrolyzing O-glycosyl compounds. NCBI's taxonomy places the organism in Eukaryota, Viridiplantae, Streptophyta, Magnoliopsida, Malpighiales, Euphorbiaceae. Bases 191 to 1375 code for a protein of 394 amino acids. Gene Ontology annotation, biological process: carbohydrate metabolic process.